AUUAUUAUUUAAGAUUUGGCAAACAUGGACCUAAGGAAGUUGGAACGGCAAGAAGGUUGAAUUUCAUACGUACGUGAAAAUGGGAAGAAGCUUUGCCAAUUCCCUUUUUUGAACUUCAAACCAGCUAAAAAGCCCCAAACUUCAAACCUCAAAACCCUCAAGAGAGAAAUAGAAUUUCAAUAAGAGUAAUGUCGGAGAUUCACAACACGCGAAACCCAUUGGCUCUUCAUUUUCAGAAACUUGGGCUGGAACUCAAAUGCGCCCUUUGUCUGAACUUGCUGAAUAAACCCAAGUUGCUCCCCUGCAAUCACAUAUUCUGCAAGUUUUGCACUCCCCAAUUAGGAUCAGAAUGCCCUACAUGCACACAUCUGUUUGUUGAUGGAGAGAUGAGGUCAGUUCCACUCUUGGAGAAUAUCAUUACCAUUUACAAAAGCAUGGAUGCAACUUAUAAUUCUACUAUCUCCCCACAUUUGUCUAAUGAUUCUGGAAAAUCAUUGAACUGGUGCUGGGAAUCAGUUACUAGCCUUGAUGACAAAACAAGAAAGAAACUUGACGAAGUAGAACUUCAAGGAAGUGAUCUAGGCAGCAGAGAUGGGAGUUCUGGAACAUAUAGAGCCAAAAGAUUAGUCGAGGGUGAUUUUGAUACAGCUGCUGGUGAAAUAGCUGAUAGAAAUUUCCAUCAAGACCCAUUGCACACAAGGGAUGCCAAAAGACAAAAAAAACAAGAUUAUGGGUUGUCUAAAUCAGUUGGUGAAGGAUUAGCGUCUCCUUCUGACAACACAGCAGUUUCCAACCUUAAUGGGGAACCCCGUGAUGCACCGAACAUAGACAGAAUUGCUUGCUCCUUCUGUCAUUCUUCUAAGCAGACAGAAUGGACAGGACCAAUGCUUUACUAUGCCAAGGGAAAGCAAGUAGUAGGAGAUGGUGCAGCUCUAGCUAAGGCCAUUCCGGUCCAUAGUAAAUGUCUUGAAUGGACCCCUCAAAUUUAUUAUGUCGGGGAAACAGCAAAGAAUUUGGAGUCUGAAGUGGCAAGGGCUUCUAAGCUCAAGUGUAGUGGAUGUGGGUUGAAGGGAGCAGCACUUGGUUGCUUUGUUAAGUCCUGCCGUAAAAGUUAUCAUGUGCCUUGUGCUGUUGAAAUUUUGGAUUGCAGAUGGGAUUGCGAGGAUUUUCUAAUGCUCUGUCCAACUCACAGCUCUGUUAAAUUCCCAAGGGAAAAAUCCAGAUCUCAAGAGUUUGGAAGUGACAAAAUGGAUUCCUCGUCCACUAAAAUAUCCUCUAAUGCGUUGAGAUUUUGGGAAAUGUCACCUACUGGACCAAAAGAAUGGUUUUUCUGUGGAUCUGCUUUGUCUUCAGAAGAUAAGUAUUUGCUGGUCAAGUUUGCUACCAUGUCUGGAGCAACUGUGUUCAAGUUUUGGAACCCAAAAGUUACACAUGUUAUUGCAGCCACAAAUGCAGAGGGGGCAUGCAGUAGAACUUCCAUAUUUCUCAUGGCAAUUAUGAGUGGAUGUUGGAUCCUUACAAUGGAUUGGAUAAAAGUUUGUAUGGAAGCAAAUCAUCCUAUGAAUGAAGAACCAUAUGAAGUUAAACAGGACAAUCACGGUUGUUGUGAUGGCCCCAAAACUGGCAGACUUAGGGCAUUAACUAAUGCACCAAAGCUUUUUCAUGGUUUGAAUUUCUAUUUUACUGGGGAUCACGUGCCAACUUACAAGAACGAACUUAUAGAUCUAGUUACAGUUGCUGGAGGUACGGUUAUUGAUAGCAUGGAACAGAUGAUUGCACAAAUGCAAGAGACUCGAACAACUUCUACAUGUUUUUUUGUUUAUAAUUUUGGUUCCCAAGAAGGAUGCAUAUCGGAAACAGCAAGUUCACCUUAUAUGCAAAGAUUAGCAAAAGCACAGAAUGUAGCCAAAAACCAAGAUUCUCAGGUCAUUCCGCACACAUGGAUUUUGGAAUCAAUAGCUGCAUGUCGGUUGCUGCCUUCUAUUUGCUGAGAAUCCUAUGCACCUUUCUCCUUUAUUAUGAAUGACAUAAUCUCAGUUAGUUUGAUUUUGAUGUGCCCUAGGAAUUGUUAUGUAGGAAGAUUUAACGGGAAUGUCUGGGAUGUUGUCCACUGUUUGAUAUAUUGGACUGUAGAUCUCUGUAUAUGGUUAAGGAAUUUAAAGAAGUUAUAAUUUUGUCCAAUGUCAUUGUGUAGACUUGGUAAUGUCCAA
Olea europaea var. sylvestris is the source of this 2210-nucleotide messenger RNA. Its product is annotated as BRCA1-associated RING domain protein 1-like. The record is from RefSeq and is a predicted model, not a curated record. Gene Ontology annotation, molecular function: ubiquitin-protein transferase activity; metal ion binding. The transcript is spliced from 13 exons. NCBI's taxonomy places the organism in Eukaryota, Viridiplantae, Streptophyta, Magnoliopsida, Lamiales, Oleaceae. Gene Ontology annotation, cellular component: plasma membrane; BRCA1-A complex; BRCA1-BARD1 complex. Gene Ontology annotation, biological process: positive regulation of transcription by RNA polymerase II; negative regulation of fatty acid biosynthetic process; double-strand break repair via homologous recombination. Bases 189 to 1991 code for a protein of 600 amino acids.